Oryzias melastigma (Indian medaka) is the source of this 3067-nucleotide messenger RNA. RefSeq names its product zinc finger protein 362b (gene znf362b). The record is from RefSeq and is a predicted model, not a curated record. Gene Ontology annotation, biological process: negative regulation of transcription by RNA polymerase II. Gene Ontology annotation, molecular function: DNA-binding transcription repressor activity, RNA polymerase II-specific. Lineage: Eukaryota; Metazoa; Chordata; Actinopteri; Beloniformes; Adrianichthyidae.
CUUGAUUUGUUUCCUGGCCCUCCCGCAACGGCACCCAGAAGUGAACAAAGCGACCCGGAAGCGCUGAUCCAACUGGAGGCAGAAAGAACCUUUUAUUUUAUAGCUGGACUUGCAAGACAAUAUCUGCAAGCGGGACGUCAGGAUGGCAGAGCCUCGAUUCAACAACCCGUAUUUCUGGCCUCCGCCGCCAUCAAUGCCAGGCCAACUGGAUAACCUGGUCCUCAUUAACAAGAUCAAGGAGCAGCUGAUGGCCGAGAAAAUUCGACCUCUCCACCUGCCGCCUACCUCCGCCCCCUCUCAGCAGCCCUUGCUCGUUCCCACCUCGUCCCCGGAUGGCGGCGCUCAGCACGGCAUGUCGGUGCAGAAGCCUCAGGCGCAGCAGGUGUCAAACCAUCACCCGCAGCCGCAGGGCUCCGGUCAGCCUGAAAUCGCUCUGCACGCUCGCUCCAGCUCCAGCUCUGGACCAGAUGGAAAUAUGGAUGACAAGUCAGCAAUAAAGGCCAAAGGAUUAUGGGAGGACUGGCACAUGAGACAACUUGGGGAACAACCUGGCCGGGUCAACCAUCGCUCAGGUCUGGCCCCAUCCCGACCUGACAGCCACAGCACCUCCGAAGCUCUGACCCCCACGACUCCGACCUCCAGCAGCCAGAACCGCUUGGGUGGUUCUCCCUCGGUGAACAUCAUCUCGGGGUUGGCUAGCGGCCCAGGCAUGGACCACAUGAAGGCCGGGGGCCUGGCGGGACUCUUGGGCCCCCCACCUAAAGCACCUCGGGGGAGGAAGAAGAUCAAAGCGGAAAACACAUCUGGGCCUCUGCUGGUGGUGCCCUACCCCAUCCUAGCCGACCAAGGCUGUGUCACCGUCGCACCCAAAGAGGGCAAAACCUACAGAAUCCACACCGGGGAUAGACCGUACAAAUGUGCUCACCCUGGAUGCGAAAAGGCUUUCACCCAGCUGUCCAACCUUCAGUCUCAUCAGAGGCAGCACAAUAAAGAUAAGCCGUACAAAUGCCCCAACUGCUACCGUGCCUACUCGGACUCUGCGUCGCUGCAGAUCCACUUGUCAGCACACGCCAUCAAGAACGCUAAAGCCUACUGCUGCAGCAUGUGCGGCCGCGCUUACACCUCAGAGACCUACCUAAUGAAGCACAUGUCCAAACACACAGUAGUGGAGCACCUAGUGAGUCAUCAGUCGCCCCAGAGGACUGAGUCCCCCACCAUCCCCAUUCGCAUUUCCCUCAUCUGAGCCCUCUGGACGUUCAAGAGUCGUACGUAGAGGCUUUAUCUAGAUGGCCGCGGGACGGCGUGCCCCCACGGCCAUCUACAUAAGGCUGGCGUUAAGGUUAUGACAGCUGGCGUAAGCAUUCGGUGUUGGAGUCAGCCCACAGACGGCCUUCUUCGUCUGGUGGAGAAAUGAGCACAGCAUUACUUUGUGAAUGUAACCAAGCAGCUUGAUGCUGUCCGGGGAAUCGAGCGGCAAAGAAUGUCUUGCGUCAGAUUCAGUAAGCACUUUCGUGAGCCUCCGGAUGCAUCGCCCAGUGAAAUGUUUAGGCUGCUUGCUUUUUAUUUUCCUCCCUUACUUUUUUUUAUCUCAUCCUUAGGUAGGUUUCUAAAAUGUGCCAGACGAUAUUUGUCCUCUUAAUGAUUAAAAAAGAAAAAAGAAAAAAAAAAAGCUUGCUGGGUGUAUUCAGAAGACAUCCAAAGAUAAUCUUAAAGCACUUUUUUGGCCUUGUGGUUUUAGCUCAAAUUGUUUCAAUCGCAUUGGAUGGAAAAUGCCAAAGGGCAUUACUUGUGGCAGCUAAGGGUGCAGACAGCAGUGGACAGAGUCAUUCUCUUUUCUUUCUGACAUUUCUACACCAGAACAGGGUUCUUUAAAUUUGAUCAUGGCAAUCGGUUGAUGACAAUUGACGAUAAAUCUUCCAUUAUGUGACAUUUUAACUUGGGAUACGUCAAAAAAAAGCUUUUUUUCACCACAUAAGUUGGUGCCAUAUUGAGGUUUUAGGGAAGAAUCUGGUUCAGUUUUAUGAUUCAGGAUUUACAAAAAAAAAAUGCUGCUUGAUCUAAAUACCCAUUUAGCCCGUUUGAAAAAAAAUAAAGCUUAAAUAAAAGUCUCAAUUCAGCUGGUUUAUCUUAAAUCUAACCACUGAACCAAAAUGUGAAUUUAUUGUACAGCUACACUUUCCCAGUCAGGAUUUCUUUAAUAAGCUUUACACAUUUGGAUCAUUCAGUAGGCCUAUAUUCUGAGUGUAUGCAGAGGUGAAUCCUUUUAUUUUAUUUUAACCCAGUUAGUAUUUUACUGUAUACAGUAUUGUUUUAUAGCAUUUUACUGUAACUGAAACCUUGGAAUGGUACUCCCCUGUAUUCUUCAGGGUACUUUCAGAAAAGGUGCUGGAGCAAGAUGUUACAAUUGAGAUGAAACUGAACGUAAUGUAAAAUACAUAUACAGUAUAUAGUAUGUUUUCAACAAAAAAAAAAAAGUAUUACUCAAGCCUAUGGCCUGAAAAAAAGGACAUUUACGCCAACAACAAAUCCUGCCUCCUAAACUUUUUCUCUCCUUUGAGAUAAUGGGAAAAUGUACAUGUUGCUGUACUGUAAAACAUGUUACUCAUUUAUAGUACCUAUUUUUAAGUUUCUUAUUUUGUUCAGAUUUAUGUAUGAACUUACUGUAAUUAUUUUAGUCUACCAGUAUGUUCUUAAUAUUCAUGUUUUGUAUCACUUAUGUAAGCCUCAACUGUUUUUAUCACCCCAGUUUCGUUACUCUGAAUUGUGUUGGGCAGUAUUCAGUCAUGUAAACAUUUUUGUUUCCUUUCUUCCGCAUGGAGUUACUAAGCUGUAAUCUGUAUAACUGUUUAACUCAUGUCCUCUAUGAGAAAAAAAUUGUGUAGAUUUAUGACUUUUUUUUUUUUUUUUCCUGUCUUGCAUUGUGGUUUCAUAUACAGUUUCUAGACACCUAAAAUAUGCACAGCCAAGACCGAGAAGUCGAACGAACGAAGGUUUCAUGUUUGAAAAAGGAAGAAAAAAAAGGCUUUGUAUCUUUACCUUGUUUAAUAAACAGACUGUUAUAAACGAA